AUGGCAGAAAAUGCCACACAUUGCCCCAUCUCUGCUUUCUUCCUGGUUGGUAUUCCUGGUCUGCAAGAAUUUCACUGCUGGUUUGGCAUCCCUGUCUGCCUCUUGUUUGCCCUGACCCUGCUGGGGAACAGCGUUAUCAUUGUAACUAUCAAGCUAGAGCCAAGCCUCCACCAGCCUAUGUAUUUCUUCCUUUGCAUGCUGGCAAUGAAUGACAUGGCACUUGUCUGUUCCACAGCCCCUAAGAUGCUUGGCAUUUUCUGGGUUAAUGCACACUGGAUUGACUUUAAUAUCUGUUUAGCACAAAUGUAUUUCAUCCACACAUUUUCCAUUAUUGAAUCUGCUCUCCUUGUUGCCAUGGCUUUUGACCGCUAUGCAGCUAUUUGCAUCCCACUGCGUUAUACUACCAUCCUGACGACACCAAUGGUCAUUAAAAUGGGUCUAGUUGGUUCGAUCCGAGCUGUCCUUAUGGUUUUGCCCUGUCCUCUUCUUAUUAAGAGGCUGCCAUAUAAUACAAAAUAUAUCAUCAAUCAUGCCUAUUGUGAGCACAUGGCUAUAGUGAAGUUGGCCAGUGCUAACACCCUAAUUAACAGAGCAUAUGGAAUCUCUGUGGCCCUUUCAGUGAUGGUGUUGGACCUAGGGCUCAUAGCCACAUCCUAUGUCAAAAUCCUCCAGGCAGUCUUCCGGCUUUCCUCUCAGAAUGCCCGUUCUAAAGCACUGGGCACAUGCGCUGCCCAUGUCUGCACCAUUCUUGUCUCAUACACACCUGCAUUGUUUAGCUUCUUAACACACCGCAUUGGGAAGAAGGUACCUCCAAAUGUCCACAUAAUUUUUGCAUGUUUGUACCUUCUGGUGCCCCCCACAGUCAAUCCCCUGGUGUACGGUGUCAAGACCAAGCAGAUUCGUGAUCAAGUGGCGAGUCUUUUCUUUCCAAGCAAAAAAAUAAUCUGA
Molecule: messenger RNA, 948 nt
Organism: Tupaia belangeri chinensis (Chinese tree shrew)
Lineage: Eukaryota; Metazoa; Chordata; Mammalia; Scandentia; Tupaiidae
Product: putative olfactory receptor 52P1
Exons: 1
Coding region: 1-948 (315 amino acids)
Biological process (GO): G protein-coupled receptor signaling pathway
Cellular component (GO): plasma membrane
Molecular function (GO): G protein-coupled receptor activity; olfactory receptor activity
Source: RefSeq, a predicted model, not a curated record